AUGGGUGGUGUAGCAGAUGAUGGCUCAACAUAUAAUAAGAAGACAGCAAUGGCAUAUAUAUUCAACUUGGUGGUUGGUAUAGGAGCAUUGGCAUUGCCUGCUGGUUUUCAACAGGCUGGUAUAGUGCUGGGAACAUUGUUCUUGGCAUUCUCUGGUACACUGGCCUAUAUAACGACGACAUUCAUCAUUGAAGCACAAUCAGCUGCCAACUAUCUGUUGGCAACAGAGGAUGCAGGACCCAAUGAACAAUCUGUACUGAUCAAUGGUGAAGAUGAGGCUCAAUCAUCAAGCAGUGACAAUGAAGAUAGUCCCGUAUCACCAUUCCACACACCUGGUAUUAACAGUCAGUUCGAAAUCGUCAAGAGAACAGAGGUUGGUGCCAUGACCAAGCAGUUCAUGGGUAACAUCGGUUGCAAGAUAUUCUACGUUGUCUUAGUGAUAUAUCUUUAUGGAGACUUGGCAAUCUAUGCUGCAACAGUACCAACAUCAUUGGCAAAGGUCACAGGAGGAUUCACAAUUGGUAGUUUGGUGCUCUCUGAACAUAACGUCUAUUACUUCUAUCUGACGAUCUUUGGAUGCUUCGUUGGUAUCCUAUCAAACUUCAACUUCCAAAAGACCAAGUAUCUCCAACUUGCCACCCUUGCAACCAGGAACCUUGCCUUCUUCUUGAUGAUCAUAUUAUCGAUUAUAUUCAUUGCCAGUGGACAAGGAGCCAAGGCUGGUACAUUGCCAAUGUUUGAGAUAUCAAAGCUGCCACAGAUGUUUGGAGUGUCAAUCUAUGCAUUCAUGUGUCAUCACUCAUUGCCAUCGAUCAUCACACCAAUCAAGAAGAAGAACCGUACUAGUUUAAUGAUGCUUGCUGACUUCUCCUCUAUCUUUGUCGCCUACGUCCUACUCUGCAUCACUGCCGUCUUUGCAUUUGGCGAUGUCACCAAUCCAACAUGUACACCUGCCACCACCGACACCUUCAUCCCUUGCACAAUCCAAUCACUCUACAUCUAUAACUUUACAUCAUACAACAUCAAGUUCUUUGCCAUCUUCCUUGGCUUGUUCCCAGUCUUCACUCUAUCCACAAACUAUGUUCUGAUCUCAAUCACCUUGCGUAACAACCUUAUGAACCUAGUAACCUGGAGAGCCGAGGUAUUCAAUCCAAAGUUGAGGAGCAUAUUCUUCUCACUGCUGUCAUCAUUGGUUCCAAUAUUGAUUGCAUUCUGUACGAGGAAUGUUGGUAUGUUGGUGAACAUCACUGGAUCUUAUGCAGGUCUGGGUAUUAUGUUCUUGAUGCCAGUUGGUCUAUCCUACUUCUCCAACAGGAGAUUGACUGAACUUGGUGUGACCAAUCCAUACAAGUCUGCAUUCUCCCAUAAUGCUGUCUAUAUAUUCAUCCUAGUAGUAAGUGUAAUCUCACUUGGUUUGACCACCUAUAACAAUGUCAUCAAGUUAAAG
This is a messenger RNA of Acytostelium subglobosum LB1, 1446 nucleotides long. RefSeq lists its product as hypothetical. The annotation marks the transcript as partial. The record is from RefSeq and is a predicted model, not a curated record. The transcript is spliced from 6 exons. Lineage: Eukaryota; Evosea; Eumycetozoa; Acytosteliales; Acytosteliaceae.